Gavia stellata (red-throated loon) is the source of this 1788-nucleotide messenger RNA. It is a transcript of the gene SSC4D, whose product is annotated as scavenger receptor cysteine rich family member with 4 domains. The record is from RefSeq and is a predicted model, not a curated record. NCBI's taxonomy places the organism in Eukaryota, Metazoa, Chordata, Aves, Gaviiformes, Gaviidae. Gene Ontology annotation, cellular component: membrane. The transcript is spliced from 11 exons. Bases 1 to 1788 code for a protein of 595 amino acids.
AUGACGAAGAGCGGAGACAACGGGGGUCUCUGGGGACAACCUCCUCUGGACGCCCAUCUGCAGGAGGACCACGGCGCAGCAAUGAGACUCAGUCCCUGUCCAGCCAGCCGACACGGCACGGGGAGGGCGGACAUUGGGGUGCUGCCUCUCUCCCUGAUGCCAGCUGCCCUCCUCCUCCUCCUCAGCCCCACCGGCACCACCUCCGAGCCCGUGCUGUUGCCAUUCCCAGAGAUACGGCUCGCCAACGGGCCCAGCCGGUGCCAGGGGCGAGUGGAGAUCCUCUACAACGGCUCCUGGGGGACGGUCUGCGAUGAUGACUGGGACAUUGUGGAUGCCAACGUGGUGUGUCGCCAGCUGGGCUGCGGCCAUGCCAUCACCCUCCCGGCUGCCAUGACCUUCGGCCAAGGGAGCGGACCCAUCUUCCUGGACAACGUGGACUGCAAGGGCCGGGAGGCAGCCUUGAGCGAGUGCUGGAGCCACGGCUGGGGCAUCCACAACUGCUACCACUACGAGGAUGUGGCUGUCAUAUGCAAUGAGCUCUCGCCCACGCAAGCCAGCGAAGGACCGACGAGCAGGACCCUCACAGCCUCGGUACAGGACGGGGAAAGUGACGGCAGCAUCCGUCUGGUGAGCGGGACCGACACCUGCCAAGGCCGGGUGGAGAUCUUCUACCGCGGGAACUGGGGCACCGUCUGUGACGACGACUGGGGCCUGAGUGACGCCAGCGUGGUGUGCAAGCAGGUGGGCUGCGGCCAAGCCCUGGAUUACAAAAGCAACGCCUAUUUCGGCUACGGCACGGGCCACAUCCUCCUGGACAAUGUCAACUGCGACGGCAGCGAGCCCUUCCUCUCCGCCUGCUACAGCCUCGGCUGGGGCAUCCAUAACUGCGGCCAUCACGAGGACGCUGGGGUCAUCUGCACAGGGCUGGACACGUCCACCAUCACGUCCUUCACCACCUCGGUGGCCCUGGACUACGAAGAGACACUCACCGCCACAGCCACAGCAGUGACAGACGGCAGGGACCAGCCCUCCCAGGCCACCGAGGUGGUCACCACCACCCUCCUCACCGUCGAGCAGGAAAGUGGCGGUGUGCGGCUGGCGAACGGGAACGGGAGCUGCCGCGGGCGGGUGGAGGUGCGGCACCGUGGCACCUGGGGCACCGUCUGCGACGACGACUGGGACUUCCCCGACGCCCAGGUGGUGUGCCGGCAGCUGGGCUGCGGCGCCGCCCUCGCUGCCACCAUCCUCGGCUCCUUCGGCUACGGCAGCGGGCCCAUCCUGCUGGAUAAUGUGGGCUGCGGCGGCGGCGAGGCUCGCCUGGCCGACUGCUUCCACCUGGGCUGGGGGCAGCACAACUGCGGCCACCACGAGGACGCCGGGGUCAUUUGCCGAGGAGCUGACGAUGCUGGAGACUAUUUCCAAGAAGCCACCGCUACAACCACCACAUCGGCCCCGACCCGUCCCAAGGAUGGGUCCCUGCGCCUGGUGAACGGCAGCCACCGGUGCGAGGGGCGCGUGGAGAUGUUUUACCUGUCCCAGUGGGGGACGGUGUGUGACGACGCCUGGGACCUGCGGGACGCCAAGGUGGUGUGCAGGCAGCUGGGCUGCGGGCACGCUGUGGCGGCCUGGGGGGAGGCACGCUAUGGCCGGGGCACCGGCUACAUCUUCCUCGACAACCUCAAGUGCAAGGGCCACGAGCCCUCACUGCUGCGCUGCUCCCACAUCCGCUGGGACGUCCACAACUGCGACCACUCCGAGGAUGCCGGUGCCGUCUGUGGUAUCCUAUGA